Messenger RNA from Giardia duodenalis, 1848 nucleotides. RefSeq lists its product as uncharacterized. Lineage: Eukaryota; Fornicata; Diplomonadida; Hexamitidae. Bases 1 to 1848 code for a protein of 615 amino acids. The record is from RefSeq and is a predicted model, not a curated record. The transcript has a single exon.
AUGCGCUCCUUUGAACAUAACCCCCUUGACGCUCCUUUCUCUAAACUUUUGUACCUCAGUGAUACGUGUGAGCCUUCUGCUCUGCUACGCCCACAUGAGCUUCUCAAACGACCCCUGCCUGAACUAUAUAUGCCUUUCUUCCGCGUCGCACUUACAUCGUGUCCAGUGUUUGCACAUGCUGCUGGCGAUUAUUACUUUGUUGUGGGGUUUUCUCGGUCACACGCUUUUAUGUUUGAUUUGCGUACCCUAUUUCUGCAGGAGGUUGCCAGCCUCGAGAUGAUCAGUGAAAUACCUCUCCAUGCCCUUCCUUUGCACUACGUUAGAAGUGAAAAUCUGAUAGAGGCUCACAGGGGUAGCUCUAACGGAGAAACUGCUGUGGUCGCCUCCCUAGACCUUCCUAGCGACACCGUUCUUAUAGAAUCUGUGCUACUAGAGAGUAUGUUGAUCACAUUUUUCGUACGAAAGUUUCAGCCGUCCCGCCUUGUUAUAUCUAUCAAGCGAACUAUCACUCCUUCUAAUACUGUUUGCUCUCAAUUCGCUAUUGAACUGGCAAGUUCUCCCGUUUAUGCUACAGCAAGCAUGCACCACUUUGUUGCCAUAGACAGGACUGGAACCUUAAUCCUCGGGUCGAUAUCUAGCCUCUUCGCCCAUUGGAAUGGUGUGGAUGAUCGUGGGAAGGAGGUAACUAUUCCGUUAGCUAAUCUUCACGUCAAACAUACCUGGACAGACGCUGCUGAUCAAGCACUGUUGAGUGGAGAUAUCCCAACUUGCUGUGCUGUAUCGUCAGAGCUGGGUAUCGUGGUUAUGAGUACCACGAGCGGAAAGAUAUGCCUCUAUGAUGUAGGACUGUGCCCUAUACCCAUUCACCCUGAAAGCGCACUUCUUGACCUCAAGAGAUUACUAUCUAUCACACCAGUUGUCUUCCGUAUCCUCUUGCUAGCUGGUCACUUGGUGAUAAUAUUUGAGCGGGCAUUGCCCCUGUUUAUACGACUUUCGGAGCACCUGAACCAGCACACCCUUUUCUUACAUCAUAUCCUCUCAGCGAAUCCCAAUCACGCCCUUGCGUUCACUGUCCAAAACGCAGACUCAUUUAUCCUUGCUGCCCGGGAGCUCGCAAACAGAUUGGAGACUAGAAAGCCAAAGGAUAUACCGCUAAGGUUCCAGGAUGACAGCCUAGACAUCUUAGUUGGCAUUUGGAAAGACACAAUUGGGAGCAAUGCCUUGUCUAUCUUUACGGACGGCUUGCCAGAUAUUCUGGAGCAGCAGAUUGUCACACUGGGACAAGCACUACUUUCUAGCCUUGAGCACAUCCGUGACGCUGCUGCAGUAGAGCCAACUCUUCUUGACAACAAUAGCCUAAAGCUUUCUGUGCCUCUGCUGCGUGCAACAGAGUGGAUUGCAAAGUUGUUGAUUAAGGUUGAUCGAUUGGAAUGCGCAGUACAGCUGGGCCUCUGCAUUUACAAGAGUACCUACAAAGAACUUGCCGAUCUAGGGGUGACCAUUCUCCACAACACCUACUACCAGUGCAUGAAAAUGAACUAUGUCGACCUGGGGUUAGCCAUAUCCCAUGCUCUAGACUAUCGUAUACUGGAGGCCAGGCCCUAUGCUGAACAUCUGUGGGAGAAGAAUGCGCAAAAUAGUCCGCUUCUGAGAGAAGCAGAAGGAUCGAAGGUCUAUCUCCUAAUGGAACGCCUUUCAAAGGGCUCCCUUGCAGAAGUUGCUACUGAUAUUAAAGAGCUGGGAAUAGAAAAUCUCUUUUCCAUUGAUGAUAUCCACGCCAUGCUCGAAACAAUGGACGACGAUCUCCUCUUUGCAGAUCAAAAUCUAUCGAUACAAAAAACACAGUAA